Molecule: messenger RNA, 1177 nt
Organism: Drosophila serrata
Lineage: Eukaryota; Metazoa; Arthropoda; Insecta; Diptera; Drosophilidae
Source: RefSeq, a predicted model, not a curated record
CAGUUGGGAUCAGCUCCAAUAAGUUCCGAGAUAUCAAAAUGCGAUCCUGGUUCUUGACACUCAGUCUGCUGCUCCUCGCAGCCUCAACAUUCCACACGGCCGAGGCACGCGGUGGAAGAGGUCGUGGUGGUGGCUCCUUUGGUGGAUUAUUUGGCGGUUGGCGUAAAUACAAGAAACCCUCGUCUUCGGGUGGCGGUCGUCGCGUGGUCAGCGGAUCUCCAGUACAUACGGCCAUGACAGUGCCGAAACCACCACCACCUCCACCACAACCACCCAAACCGAUGAUGGUACCGAAGCAGCAAGUGCCCAGCUAUCCCCGCCAGCAAAUGCCACGUUACGGCUAUGGAUCAUAUCCAAUGGGUCAGGCCAGCGGAACGGUCUAUGAGUCCCAGGCUCUGCCACCUGGAGCUGUAUUCCUCUCCCAGCCACCUGUGGGAAUGAAUCGGGGAUUAGGAGGCUCUGGGGACUUCCUAACCGGAAUGCUAGCGGGUCAUAUGAUGAACAACCUGCUCUUUGGCCAUCGUCACCAUGGUUCCCAUAAUCCGAAAUCGUGGGGAGGAGGAGCAGUGGCUCAGGGAAAUGGACGCCAGAUCAUCAUCGUCAACAAUGGCCAGCAGUUGCCGGAGGAAGUGGCUCAAAAUGAAACUACAAUUUCAGGGGAGGCAUCCGUUGUAGUUCCUCCCGAGAAUCCACUGAACGAGGAAGACGGAGCUGGGGAGGAGGAGGAGACCGUUGAGGGACAUGGUGAUGGAGACGAGGAGAGUGCCCCUGUUUCCAGUGAGGAAUCUCCAGACCCUGAGGCAACCCUUCCCCCCAUGCUCGAUGGCGGAAUCGUUUGCUUUCCCAUCAUGAUGAACGAAACGGAUCCCGAGAAUCCAGAGGUGACGCGACAAGUGGAGCGUGUGGCCUGCUUUCCAGUACCGCCCCACAAUUCGGUGAGCCCGCCACCCUGGAACCACCCCACCACCGAACCACCCAUUGUCGCCGGCGAUAUUGUGGGUGGCUCAGAGGCAGGUGGCUCGGUGGGUGCGCCAGAGGGACAACACGACGAGGGUGCAGGUGACGCCGUCGAGGUGGCCAGCUUUGUGGCUGGCAGAGCUGCCAAUGUCAAAACGGACUCCUCUUGAGUUUAGUUUCUGCUAGGAACUAAGUUAUAUGUAAACAAUAAUAAAUAAAA